Messenger RNA from Encephalitozoon cuniculi GB-M1, 957 nucleotides. RefSeq lists its product as uncharacterized. The record is from RefSeq and is marked provisional. The coding region runs from base 1 to 957 and encodes 318 amino acids. The transcript has a single exon. NCBI's taxonomy places the organism in Eukaryota, Fungi, Microsporidia, Unikaryonidae. Gene Ontology annotation, biological process: pseudouridine synthesis. Gene Ontology annotation, molecular function: pseudouridine synthase activity; RNA binding.
AUGCCAAAGGGUGAAGCAGAGUACUUCUUCACAUACAGGACCAAUGUGAAGGAGCGGUGGUACAGGAAACCCAUUAUAGAUGUCCUUGUUUCUGAAUUCAGAACAAGGACCAGAGAUUAUUUCCUAUCAGCACUGGAGUGUGGGGUGAUAACAGUUAAUGGGGAGGCAGUGAAGCCCACAAGAAUUCUCGGGAUGGGAGAUGUUAUAAGACACACGGUUCAUAUCCAUGAUCCCGCACACCCGGAGAUCGGUGUUAUAAAGGAGGAGGGAGACUAUAUCGUUGUAAAUAAGCCGCCGGGGAUUCCGUGCCAUCCUACGGGUGGGUAUAGAGAAUACUGUGUCACAAAGGCGCUUUUUGGGGACGAGAAGGUGGCUUGUAUCAACAGGCUGGACAUGCCUGUGUCUGGAGUUUUGAUUCUUGCAGUAAGAAAUCACUCCAAGUGCCUGGAGGCAAUCAGGGAUGCCAAGAAGAUCUAUGUUGCAAAGGUCUAUGGGAUGUUUCCCGACAAAGUGGAUGUGGAUAAGCGGAUCGGAUGCACUGAGGGUAGGUACCGGCACGUAAACGCCGGGGGAAAGGCAUGUCUGACGCUCUUCAGAAGACUGGAGUACAGAGAUGGAUAUUCGCUUGUGGAGUGCAGGCCCGUCACAGGACGCACACACCAGAUCAGGAUUCAUCUCCAAAGUAUUGGAUUUCCAAUUGCAAACGACAUAAUGUAUGGAGACGGAGAGGCACCUCCACCACCUCAAAAUGAUGGUGUCUGUAAUGCGGAAAUAGAUGGGUUUGACGACAAAAGGAAGUACGAGUGCAUAGUGAGACAUUGCAAGGGAAGAAACAACAGAUCCUUUAUCACUAAAGACCAUUACAUCUGCCUCCAUGCAUGGAAGUACACCUACAACGGCAUAGAGUAUGAGGCAGACCUGCCAGGGUGGUGCUCUGGAUGGAGCCUGGCAUCAUAA